Indicator indicator is the source of this 2745-nucleotide messenger RNA. It is a transcript of the gene TXNDC11, whose product is annotated as thioredoxin domain containing 11. The record is from RefSeq and is a predicted model, not a curated record. The coding region runs from base 1 to 2745 and encodes 914 amino acids. The transcript is spliced from 12 exons. NCBI's taxonomy places the organism in Eukaryota, Metazoa, Chordata, Aves, Piciformes, Indicatoridae.
AUGUCGUUAUGCGGCGGUUCCGGCCCCGCCGCUGCCCCUCGGCUGCGGCCUCGCGCCGCCCAGAUGGCGCGGCGGCCCGAGCUGCUGUGCGGCGCUGCCAUCCUGCUGGGCUGCGCCUUCCUUGUCGCCCUCAAAGUCACCUGCAGCCGAGCAAAGGAUGUAACAAUGCCAGCGAAGCUUCCAGUGAAUUUUUUCUCCACAAGAUCUCCAGUCAUUGAUCUCUUCCGGGGACAGUUAGAUUAUGCAGAUCACCUUCGUCAGGAUUCAGAAAUUGUGCUGUAUUUCUUCUAUGCACCGUGGUGUGGUCAGUCCAUUGCAGCAAGAGAAGAAGUAGAACAUGUGGCCAGCAGGUUGUCAGAUCAGGUGCUGUUUGUGGCUGUAAAUUGCUGGUGGAACCAGGGGAAAUGUAGGAAGCAGAAGCAUUUCUUCUAUUUUCCUGUGAUACACUUAUACCAUCAGAGUUUUGGACCAAUUGAAUACAAAGGCCCUAUGAGUGCUGUUUAUAUUGAAAAGUUUGUUCGCCGGGUGAUGACACCACUACUCUACAUCUCGUCUCGAUCAAAAUUACUAGAUUUCCUCUCAAAUUAUGAGCCAGGAGUUAUAGGAUAUUUUGAAUUCAAUGCUUCACCUCAACCACCUGGUUAUUUAACAUUCUUCACGUCAGCGUUACAUUCAUUGAAGAAAGAUUACCUUGGAACAAUACGCUUUGGAGUGAUCACAGAUAAACGUGUUGCAGAGGAGAUCUCCUUGCUGCAUUCAGGCAGCGUGUAUUUGCACAGACAUGUCAAUACAUCUCUUAUCUACCCAAAUGACAUAAUGAACUAUACUGCUGAGAACAUUUGCAAGUGGGCUCUAGAAAAUCGAGAGAUGCUCAUACGGUGGCUGAGACCACAUGGUGGAAAAAGCCUUCUUCUAAACAAUGAGCUGAAGAAAGGACCAGCACUUCUGAUAUUUAUACCUUACAAUCCCUUAGCAGAAAUUCAUCCUCUUUUAGAUGAAAUUACCAAAGUGGCCUUGGAAUACCACAACUGUAAUAAAAGCCAGGCAGCUGAGCCAGAUCUUCAACACGCAGGAGACACUGAUUCACCAGCUUUUGAUUUCUCUGUACCAGAUGCACAUUCGAAAUUAUCAGAAACGUUUUCCAUAACCAAGUACCCAUGUUGUAACACAGUGGUGCUUCCACAGUGGCAUUCAAUAUCUAGAACUCACAAUGUCUGUGAGCUUUGCAUUAAUCAGACACUUGGUGUCAAACCAAAUAAAGUCCAUGGGCCACACUGUAACUUUUUAGAGAUAGAAGCAGCUUUGGACUCUUUCUACCUCCAGGAACAUACCUUUUUCCAGGUUAUAUCAAAUACCAUAGAGUGCAGCAAUUUCUUAAGUUUCUAUAGUCCCUUUAGCUAUUACACUGCAUGUUGCAGGACAGUAAACAGGCAUUUUUUAAGUUUCAUUAGUUCUGAGAAUGCCAUCUUUCAGACCCCCAAAGUAGCAUUUUCUUCCCAUGGGAAGAAAGAUAACACCCAACAUUCUAUUCCUCACAUUGAGGAUAGGAAUUGUUUCAUUCCUAACCUUCAUAUUAGUGACACUAACAUUACAGGUCUGAGCUGCAGGACCAACAAAACCUUGAAUCUCUAUCUACUGGAUUCAAAUCUUUUUUGGAUAUAUGCAGAGAGACUAGGAGCAUCAAAAUCUACUCAUCUUAAGGAAUUUGCUGCCAUCGUUGACUUGAAGGAAGAAGUGCACUAUGUCCUGGAUCAAAAUCAGUCACUUGUUGGAUCUGCCCUGGAGAACUUCAUUAAAAAUUUCAGUAUUCUCUACAGUCCCUUGAAAAGGCAUCUUGUGGAUGACUCUUCAGUCCAUUUUCAUGGACAGCACGUAAUCACCGAAGUGACUACUCAUACCUUUCAUGAGACCGUGUUUUUGAGUGAAAAGAAUGUCUUGCUGCUCUAUUAUGCACCAUGGUGUGGAUUCUGUGCUUCUCUGAAUCACAUCUUUAUUCAGCUUGCUCGGCUUUUACCUCCAGAUAAUUUCAUUGUGGCAAGGAUUGAUAUCACUCGAAAUGACCUUCCAUGGGAAUUUAUGACAGAUCGUCUCCCAACCAUUUUACUUUUUCCUCACCAGAGGAAGGAGCAAAGUGUGAAGUUCCCUGAAGACUUUCCAGUUAACCUUCCUAAUCUCCUGAAAUUUAUUUUACAUCGCUCAAGUCUUUCUUCAUUGGAGCCCUGUACCAAAGAAUGCCUACAUAAGGGGACAGUUUUACAUCAAGGACACAUCUCCCACUUAGAGAGAGAAAUUCAGAAGUUAAGAUCAGAAAUCAGGGCACUUCAUCAAGCUCAUGACCAGCUUGAAGCACAGCUUUCUGAAGCUAGGAGAGAGGAACACAGACUACAGCAGCAAAAAAACACACUGGAAAAGCAGCACAAGACUCUGCAGCUUCACAGUGAGCAGUUACAGGCCACAUAUGACCAGAAGAAUCAAGAAUUAUUAGAAAUGGCUGAAAAGCUUCAGGAAUUAGCUGAUGCAUCAGAAAACCUCCUUAAAGCAAAUACUUUACUGAGAAUCCUGGUGGCAUCAAGGGAAGAAAAGCUACAAAGCAAAGAUGCAAUUAAAGAACCCCUUCUGUCACAGCAGACAAUUUCUGAAGAUCAUGAUACAUCAGUUUCAACAGCUGCUACCACAUCAGAAGAAAGGAUUGAUAAUAUUGAUACCAUAGACACAGAGCACAGUAGUGGAAACAGGACAGAAUGA